This is a messenger RNA of Fusarium venenatum, 549 nucleotides long. The record is from RefSeq and is a predicted model, not a curated record. NCBI's taxonomy places the organism in Eukaryota, Fungi, Ascomycota, Sordariomycetes, Hypocreales, Nectriaceae.
AUGUCGUUGAAUCCUCUCAACUUUGUUUUUUGGACCCUGGGCCGAUCUGCAACAGGGAUCGAACGGCCAGCACUCAAUUUAGUCAAUCGAACUUGCGAGGACCGGGUCCUGGUCCUGGCUCCCUCUACAAGUGGCUCUGGGGGCCCUCGACGGGUGUCUGACACAGUCGAGGUUGAACGGCGCUCGGGUGGUGUCGUGGGAAGUGGUGAACUGCUUCGGGGCAGGGAUCCCUCUUCAAAUGAUCUUGAAGGCACGAAUGGUGAACUGCUUCACGGUGGGGAUCCAUCUCGGUCGACGGACGAGUUUUCUGAUCUUGAGUUGGACGAAGCAGGCCUCCAGCUAUUGGAUGGUCCUGCACCAAUGCAGGCGCCAGAACCUGAGACUGGAUCGGAGGAGUUUUGUGACUGCGAUAUGCCUAGCCUCCCUAAGGAGGAAUUGGAGCAUCAAGAACUGGAGGCACGGCUGUUAGCAGCAGGUGCCGAGGACAAGCUGCAUACUCAAAAAUACAAUCCUUCAACCAAACCAAUUGUAUUGUUUACGGCUCGCUAA